UCUUCUUCCUCUCUAACUCCAAAUCCCUCGCUCAAACACACACACACAAAAACAGAGCAUACUGAGUUUUCUUUUCAACUUGUUCAAGCUGGCGAUCGAAAACAAUGAAACCACUGUCCGUGAAAUCAAACCCAAGAGCAGAAGAAUUAUGGGAGCCGGUGGUCCUGACGAAGAAGACAACAGGUGGCCGCCAUGGUUGAAACCUUUGUUGAGAGAACAAUUCUUCGUUCAGUGCAAGCACCAUGUUGAUUUUCACAAGAGUGAAUGCAAUAUGUUCUGCUUGGAUUGCAUUAACGGCGCCCUCUGCUCCCUCUGCUUAGCUUAUCACAAGGAUCAUCGUUGUAUUCAGAUAAGGCGAUCCUCGUACCACGAUGUAAUAAGAGUAUCCGAGAUACAGAAGUAUCUAGACAUAUCUGGAGUUCAAACAUAUAUAAUCAACAGUGCCAAGAUCGUCUUCUUGAACGAGAGGCCACAGCCGAGGCUCGGGAAAGGCGUGACCAACACUUGCGAGGUCUGUGAUCGUAGCCUCGUGGACUCCUUCCGGUUCUGUUCUCUCGGUUGCAAGAUUGUUGGAACAUCAAAGAGUUUCCGUAAGAAGAAGAGGCAGUUGCACAUGGGCAUGGCAUUAGACUCCGAGGAUUCAUACAGCAGCAGUAGUAGCAGCCAUGGAAAGCCGAGAAACUUUAGUCCGUCGACGCCGCCUCCGACUUCCGUUAAUCAUCGGACUCCGAAACGGAGAAAGGGGAUUCCCCACCGAGCUCCCAUGGGAGGACUAAUCCUAGAAUUUUAGGCAAAUCCGUAAAGA
This is a messenger RNA of Hibiscus syriacus, 805 nucleotides long. RefSeq lists its product as uncharacterized. Lineage: Eukaryota; Viridiplantae; Streptophyta; Magnoliopsida; Malvales; Malvaceae. The record is from RefSeq and is a predicted model, not a curated record. The coding region runs from base 149 to 790 and encodes 213 amino acids. The transcript has 4 exons.